Molecule: messenger RNA, 1536 nt
Organism: Schistocerca nitens (vagrant locust)
Lineage: Eukaryota; Metazoa; Arthropoda; Insecta; Orthoptera; Acrididae
Gene: mge
Product: mitochondrial import receptor subunit TOM22 homolog
Exons: 5
Coding region: 206-598 (130 amino acids)
Biological process (GO): intracellular protein transport
Cellular component (GO): mitochondrial outer membrane
Source: RefSeq, a predicted model, not a curated record
UUUGCCUAGUUGCAAAGACUAUAAAUAGCGUACAGCGGUGUCGUUUUAUGUAAGGUUAAUUGAGUUCAUUUUUAAGAAUGACCGGUCUUUACUAAUGCCGUCCAAAAUGCAUCUGACUUUGUUACCCGCUAUGUAUGUAUGUCCUUGGAAAAAAGUUUGACUAACAUUCUACAAGAAGAAGCAGAUUGAGGAGGUCGACAGUGGAAUGGAAUCCUUAACAGCAAGUAGUAAAGACCUUACGCCAGAGAAGAUCCGAAGCGGUUCUGACGAUGAAGAUGAUUUGUCGGAUGAGGAUCUUGAUGAAACUUUGGCUGAACGAUUGAUGGGCCUAGGUGAAAUGUUUCCAGAGAGUGUUCGUAAUAUUACAUACUCUCUGGUCACUGGGACCUAUCAGGGAAUAAAAGGUCUUUACAGCUUUGGGCGAGUUGCAACAUGGCUUUUCUUCAGUUCCUCAGUAAUCCUGCUUGCUCCUGUCAUUUUUGAAGUUGAAAGAGCUCAGAUGCAAGAAAUGCAGCGUAGCCAACAAAAGCAGGUAUUACUUGGGCCAAACUCGGCUGUAUCAGGAACCAUGGGUUUAUUGCCACCAGUGCCACGAUAAUGAUAACCUAAUUGAACGCUUCUGGGAAAGACAUCAGUAACGAGGCAGUACAAUGAGCCACUGUGUCAAGAAGACAGAAGUUGUUAAAUUUCUGUAGUAUCCCAAGUUGUACAUUUGCUUGAUGUAUAGUUUUUUACAUUACCGUGUUAAAAUUUUUUAUGUGUAACAACACGCACUGUCUCAUACUGAGAACUUUUGUAAAUUUAUUUCUUGGUAUGUUUGAUUGCGUGAUACCUGAAUUUGUUUUAUCAGUAUGUUAAUUUUUUUCUAAGAGCGUUACUCCUCAAUUUAUAAAGUGUUAGAACACUACAGACACAUGACUAUAUGGUCGAAUUUGUAGCAUAGCCAGUAAAAUUAAAAUAGUUGUAUUGAAACAUCUACGUUGGUUCUUGGCAUAACGCAUCCAAGGUAGUUAAUGAAAUUGGUUGCCAGCAUUAUGGCAAAGGCAAUUUCCCAAUCAGCAUUUUACCUCAUUUGGUAAUCCAAUUGCAGAAUAAAGUAAUGGCAGAGUGACUGAUCACACUGUAUGUUACUAAUAUAUAACCAAUCGAAAAAUCAGCUUAAAAAAGUAAAUGUUUAGUGUAUCCAUGUAACAUUUUGUGUGUGUGUGUGUGUGUGUGUGUGUGUGUGUGUGUGCGUGGAUGCGUGCGUGCGUGCGCAUGCUCGCCAUAUCAUGAACUUUGAUGUCAGUAUGUCCGAUAAAUAUAAUUUACAAAAAAAAAAACUGGAGUGUUCUGGAAUUAACAGAAUUUUUUCAGAAACAACCUAAAAUAUUGUGUAACUUAAAAAUCCCCACCAUGUAGAGAAAAUGUCAUUUCCUUAUCAAUAUUAUGUAAAUGAUAUAUUAGAUUACAUAAACAGAUGUCAUUAAACAUUCUGUCACUUUGUACAAGUUAAUAAAACUGUUUCCAGUGUUGGAGUACAAUGGCCUAAAGUAA